AUGGUGAAGAACAAGGCCUCCGCGCUGUCUCUGGCAGUCAGCGCUCUGUCGCUUGCCGGCAGUGCCGAUGCCUUCUGGCGUCUUCCUUGCCGUGGCCGUACUGGUGUCGGUCGUCUUGAUCCCAUCAUGGACCCUGGAAAGGUCUCUGACCACGUCCACGUUGUUCACGGUGGUAGCAACUUUGGCAUCGACAACACCCCUCAGGAUCUUGUCGACUCUGACUGCACCUCAUGUGCCGUUACCCAGGACAAGUCUGCCUACUGGACCCCUCCUCUCUACUUCCUCCACGCCAACGGCACUGCUGAGAUGGUCGAGCAGGUCGGCGGCAUGCUUGCUUACUACCUCCUCUACACUGAUGCUGCCAACCCUAACGGCAAGAUCACUGCUUUCCCUGAGGGCUUCCAGAUGAUCGCCGGUGACAAGCGCCAGCGCAGCUUCGCCUACCCCAUCCCUGACAAUGACAAGUCCACCUGGACUGCCGACCAGAAGACCCAGAACGCUCUCUCCCAGAAGGCUCUUGGUUUCAACUGCCUUAACUACGCUGCCAACCCCGAGGCAUCUCUCUACCGUCACUUCUUGCCCGACAAGGAGUACCUCGAUGCCAACUGCCUUGAUGGCAUUCGUCUCGAGCUCAUGUUCCCUUCAUGCUGGAACGGCAAGGAUGUCGACUCUGACGACCACAAGUCGCACGUCGCCUUCCCCGAUCUUGUCAUGAGCGGUUCCUGCCCCGAGGGCUUCGGCACUAAGCUCCCCUCGCUCUUCUUUGAGACCAUCUGGAACACGUACGCCUUCAAGGGUGUCGACGGUCAAUUCGUCCUCUCUCAGGGUGACCCUACCGGCUACGGAUACCACGGUGACUUCCAGAUGGGUUGGGACAGCUCCGAGUUCCUCCAGUCUGCUGUUGAUACCUGCACCAACGCCUCUGGUCAGAUCGAGGACUGCCCUCUCUUCAACAUCCAGACCGAGGCUCAGGAGCAGCAGUGCUCUUUCAAGGAGGUCAGUGCCCUCAUGGGUGAGAACCCCCUUGUCUGCGACAGCGGUCUUCCUCUCGAUGUACCAAUUCAGUCCGGUCCUUCGUACGCCACCAACUACCCCGUCGUCCUUCCUGGUGACAAGACUCAGGGUGGUGCUGCCUCAUCGACCAAGACCUCUGCUCAGAUCACCUCGUCUGCUUCUGCCUCCGCUGUCGUCCCCACUCUGAGCUACACUCCUGGAACAUCUUCCAUCACCGACAAGUACGGUGGCGGUAUUCUGCUCGCCAACACUGCCUCUUCAUACGUCCAGACUGAGUCCGCCUCCGCCGUCCAGAGCGAGUCUACCUCAACCGUCACUGCCGCUGCCUCGCUCUCCGAGGCCGUGACCGAUGCCGAUGGCAACAUCAUCGCCACCUCCUGGUACACCACUGGUAACCAGGUCAUGGAGAUGAUGAUCGAGCAGGUCGACGUCACUGUCACCGCCACCGCUGUUGAGACUGCCAACGCCCACGCUCGCCGUCACAUCGGCAAGGAGCACCGUCGUGUCCGCGGUCACCCCCGUCGCUAA
Aureobasidium subglaciale EXF-2481 is the source of this 1542-nucleotide messenger RNA. RefSeq lists its product as uncharacterized. The record is from RefSeq and is a predicted model, not a curated record. Bases 1 to 1542 code for a protein of 513 amino acids. The transcript has 2 exons. Lineage: Eukaryota; Fungi; Ascomycota; Dothideomycetes; Dothideales; Saccotheciaceae.